UAUAGGCUUGGGGCAUCAUAUUUUCAUUUUCUCUAGUGUUAUUUUAUCCAAAAAUUAAUUGAAUGGUAAUCUGGAACUCUGAUAUGGGUUACCAUUCAAGUUUUGUUGAAGAGGAAGGAGUUCGCAAAGCUUGUGGAUGUCCUUUACUACCUCUGAAAAGCCACAGAAAUGAACCAGAUUCUGAUGCAGAACAAGAAGAUGCAACAUCAGAUAUCGUGGAUGAAGCAAUCACAUUCUUUCGGGCAAAUGUCUUCUUCAAGAACUUUGAUUAUAAAAGCUCGGCUGAUAAACUUCUCAUCUAUUUGACUUUGUAUAUCAAUUUGGCUUUGAAGAGGCUAGAAGGUUGCAGAACGUUAGCUGAAGGGAAGAAGUCAAUAAUUAACCUUGGUCUGGAAAAGAUUGUAAUACCAGGGGAGGCAGGUUUUCCAUUUCCAGGCUUAUUUGCUUCACCAAAGUCUCAACAAGAAGCAGACUUGAUUGCUUUGGCUGGUCUUCAAGAAUCUUCCUCUAGAAAUACUCAAUUGGAAUUGAAUGUAAAGUACUAUCAUGCAGAAGGAGACCUUCCUCCUGAUCCAACUUUGUAUUGGCAAUUAGUUGGGAGCCUAAAUUAUCUUACUAUUACUUGGCCUGAUAUCUAUUUUGCUAUUCAACAAGUAAGCCAAUUUAUGGAGGCUCCACGUUAUCUACAUUUGGUGGUUGUCCGCCGCAUUAUUCAACAUCUCUCGGGAAGAUCUACUUGUGGAUUAUUCUUUCCUAGUGCUUCUGAGAUUCAGCUGAAUGCAUUUAGUGAUUCUGAUUGGGCUGGAUGUCCUGAUACUCGACUCUCUAUCAUCGAUUGGUGCAUGUUUCUUGGAGAUUCGUUGAUAUCUUGGAAGUGCAAGAAGAAAUAUCGUGUAUCAAAAUCUUCCACCGAAUCUGAAUAUCGAGCAAUGUCUACUACUUUCUCUGAGAUUGUUUGGCUUUGUGUUUUACUAUUAGAAAUUGGUAUUCCUUGAUCAAAUUCCACUCCUCUCCAUGCUGACAACACAAGUUCUAUUCAAAUUGCUAUUAAUCCAGUUUAUCAUGAAAGGACCAAACACAUUGAAGUGAAUUGUCAUUAUAUCUGAGAAGUUGUAGACAAGAGAUUCAUUACUCUUCCACAUGUAUCGAGUGAUCAUUAAAUAGAUGAUGUGUUUACAAAGUAUAUGGCACGACAACGUCAUCAUGUUCUGGUAGGCAAAUUGAUACUUUUUGAUUCACUGAAAUCAAUUUUAGGGGGGAUGUUAGCAUGAUUGGAUAUAUUCUAAAUACUUUUACAUAUCUAUGUUGUAACUCUAAAUAUUUGUAUAAUGAUAAUAAGAGAUGGCAUAGAUUAAUGUAACAUAUAUUUCAGAGAUAGUACAAUUAGUAGCAUACAUUUAGGGAUGUA
This is a messenger RNA of Solanum pennellii, 1408 nucleotides long. RefSeq names its product actin-related protein 2/3 complex subunit 3-like. The coding region runs from base 63 to 995 and encodes 310 amino acids. Gene Ontology annotation, cellular component: cytoskeleton; Arp2/3 protein complex. NCBI's taxonomy places the organism in Eukaryota, Viridiplantae, Streptophyta, Magnoliopsida, Solanales, Solanaceae. Gene Ontology annotation, molecular function: actin filament binding. Gene Ontology annotation, biological process: regulation of actin filament polymerization; Arp2/3 complex-mediated actin nucleation. The record is from RefSeq and is a predicted model, not a curated record. The transcript has 4 exons.